GUGUUGACAACGCAGCAAGACAGAGAGGGGUUGGAGAAGGGCUCCCGCCGCCGCCACCGCCGUGACUACACUCCGUUCGACACCAUGACAACCGUAGCAAAUGCACGGCGAGCCCCCGGCCCUGCCGCCCCGCCAAUCAGGGGGGAGCGAGUGGCGCGCGGCAAGCUGUGAGGGGAGAGACGCAGCACAGGAUAGCAGAACAGAGGUAGAACACCCCAGACCCCGCUACUUACACAGAGAGAAGAUACCCAGUCAUUUCCCUGCCUCUUACCUGAACACUGGAUGCCAGAGUGUAAACCUCUUGGAUAAUCAGCUUUGCUCUUGUUCUUUUCCCCCACAGUGGGGAGGAGGGUAAGGAUGGAGAUACUGAUUGUAACAGGACCACCCAAUCACUAUUACAACCUAGGAGCUACCAGACUGGCGGGGGAAAAAAACGCAAAGAAAAAGACAAUGUAGAAAAUCUGCAUCCGAUUCCAAUUCCCCAGUAGAUUGUGAGUGAUACUGACCGUGUACACAUGAUGAAUCCCAUGGCCCAGCUGUACUACAAGAAGGCGAGCUACUCGCCGUACCGCGACCGCAUCCCGCUGCAGAUCGUGCGGGCGGAAGCGGAGCUGUCAGCGGAGGAGCGGGCGUACCUGACGGCGGUGGAGAAGGGCGACUAUGCCGGGGUGAAGCUGGCCCUGCAGGAGGCGGAGAUCUACUACAACAUCAACGUGAACUGCCUGGACCCGCUGGGGCGCAGCGCACUGCUCAUCGCCAUCGAGAACGAGAACCUGGAGGUGAUGGAGCUGCUGCUCAACCACGGCGUGCACGUGGGCGACGCACUACUCUACGCCAUCCGCAAGGAGGUGGUGGGCGCCGUGGAGCUGCUGCUGUCCCAUCGCAGGUCCAGCAGAGAGAAACAGGUGCCCAACCUGAUGAUGGAUACUCAGUUCUCAGAGUUUACCCCUGACAUCACACCCAUCAUGCUGGCAGCUCACACCAACAACUAUGAGAUCAUCAAGCUGCUGGUCCAGCGCAAAGUGACCAUCCCCCGGCCACACCAGAUCCGCUGCGACUGCGUGGCCUGUGUGUCCAGCUCCGAGGUGGACAGCCUGCGUCACUCACGCUCUCGCCUCAACGUCUACAAGACCCUGGCCAGCCCGUCCCUCAUCGCCCUGUCCAGCGAAGACCCCAUCCUGACUGCCUUCCGCCUGGGCUGGGAGCUGAAGGAGCUAAGCAAGGUGGAGAAUGAGUUCCGUCAGGAGUACGAGGAGCUGUCCCAGCAGUGUAAGCUGUUUGCCAAGGACCUGCUGGACCAGGCCAGGAGCUCUAGAGAGCUGGAGACCGUCCUCAACCACCGCGAUGACCUCAGUGAGGAGCUAGACCCACAGGACUGCCGUGACCUGGCCAAGCUCAAACUAGCUAUCAAGUACCACCAGAAAGAGUUUGUGUCCCAGCCAAACUGUCAGCAGCUCCUGGCCACCCUGUGGUACGACGGUUUCCCCGGGUGGCGCAGACGCCAUUGGGCGGUCAAGCUGGUCACCUGCUUCACCAUCGGCCUGCUCUUCCCCAUCUUCUCCCUGGUCUACCUGCUGGCCCCCAAGAGCGCCCUGGGCCUCUUCAUCAAGAAGCCCUUCAUCAAGUUCAUCUGCCACACAGCCUCCUACCUGACUUUUCUUUUCCUCCUCCUCCUGGCCUCCCAGCACAUCGUGAGAACAGACCUGCAUGUCCAGGGCCCGCCACCCACCGUGGUGGAGUGGAUGAUCCUUCCCUGGGUGCUGGGCUUCAUCUGGGCUGAGAUAAAGGAGAUGUGGGACGGAGGCUUCACUGAGUACGUCCAUGACUGGUGGAACCUGAUGGACUUUGCCAUGAACUCUCUCUACUUGGCCACUAUCUCACUCAAAAUAGUAGCUUACUUCAAGUACAACAGCUCUCGGCCGAGGGAGGAAUGGGAGAUGUGGCACCCAACGCUGAUAGCCGAGGCCCUGUUUGCUAUCGCCAACAUCUUCAGCUCCCUGCGCCUCAUCUCCCUGUUCACAGCCAACUCCCACCUGGGGCCUCUGCAGAUCUCCCUGGGACGCAUGCUGCUGGACAUCCUCAAGUUCCUCUUCAUCUACUGCCUGGUGCUGCUGGCCUUCGCCAACGGGCUCAACCAGCUGUACUUCUACUACGAGACCAAGGCYUCGGACGAGCCCAACAACUGCAAGGGCAUCCGCUGCGAGAAGCAGAACAACGCCUUCUCUACGCUGUUUGAGACGUUGCAGUCCCUGUUCUGGUCGAUAUUCGGCCUGCUCAACCUGUACGUGACCAACGUGAAGGCACGCCAUGAGUUCACAGAGUUUGUGGGAGCCACCAUGUUCGGUACCUACAACGUUAUCUCCCUGGUGGUGCUGCUCAACAUGCUCAUCGCCAUGAUGAACAAYUCCUAUCAGCUCAUCGCUGAUCAUGCGGACAUUGAAUGGAAGUUUGCCCGCACCAAGCUGUGGAUGAGUUAUUUUGACGAGGGAGGAACUCUCCCUCCGCCCUUCAACAUCGUCCCCAGCCCCAAGUCAGUGUGGUACCUGUGUGUGUGGACGCACAACCGCCUGUGUGGACGGGACCGUCCCAGUCCCGACGACCCGAGGAAACACGAGAACUUAAAGGAGUUCACGGUACCACAUUUACAAACCUGUACAGUCAAUAUAGUAUACCGUCGGCAUGCUGACAACCUGAUUCAGAACCAGCAUUAUCAGGAGGUGAUCAGGAACCUGGUGAAGAGGUAUGUAGCAGCCAUGAUCCGCAGUGCUAAAACAGACGAGGGUCUGACAGAGGAGAAUUUUAAGGAGCUCAAGCAGGACAUCUCCAGUUUCCGCUACGAGGUGUUGGACCUGUUGGGGGACAGGAAGCCUCCGCGGAGGACCUACUCAUCCAGCAGUGAGGCUACCCAGCAGGAUGAGGCCAACGAGGAAGAAGGGGCUGGACAGGCCCAGGGUCAGUCCAGGGACCAAGGGGCCAAGGGGGUAUCCUUCAGCACGUCAAUCGCUGAGAGGAAGAGCAAGGACUCUGGGUUCAGCGUCUCCGCCCUCUUUAAGUCCAUGUCAGGGGCAGAGGGGGCAGUGGACAACAAACCAAAGAGCAACGGGCUCAGAUUCUCCUCCUCGCCCCCGUCCUCUGCUGCGUUAACCCGCAGUAGUGGCCGGCUGCAACGCUUCUCCAAGUCCAAGAGAGACUCCAUCAGGCGGCUGGGCCUGCUCUUCUCCCGCAUGAACGGACACGUCCCAGAGCCCAGGUCCCCUCUUCCCAGGAUGCACCAGCCCACCUACAGCAUCUCAGACGGUCUGCUUCGGCCACCCACAACCUGGCCGGACAUCCAGACCCACCCCAAUCCCCCGGUUACACGCAGCCUGUUCCAGCUGGGGGUGAACCUGAACGAGCUACCACAUGCCCCUCCCCAGGCCCUGCCAUUGGGGUCACCCCAGCAGGCUAACGGAAGUGACAGUCUGCUCCUGCGACCGGCGGGCCACUCCUUACCGCCGCCAGGCCACUCCGUGCCACCCCUGCACUGUGCUUCCAGCAUCACGGCCUCCAGCUCUCGGGCUGUCCUCCUGGGCUCUAGUGAGGACAUGUUUGAGGGCUGGAUAGGACCUUGUGACGAGCUGGACUCUUCUGAGUGGGGGGCUGAGCAGGACGACUCCAUCACAACACAGCUUUAGAGAUCCCCCCCGGAAUAAUGACAGAAUACUACUGUAUGUUUAGGUCACUCUGCUGAAAGGACAGAAAGAAUAAGUGGUUGACCCAAGUAUACAAAACCCAGGACUCAUUUUCACAAAGAUAUCAUAGCAAAGUAGGAAGAUUCUAAACAUAUAAUGAAAAAAAAAGCUUYAUCUAUUGCAAUAUAACUACAUGUUUGCAUACUGCCACUUACCUGUGAUCCUUAGAUCAUUGGGUCUGUAAGCUCACCAUCCUCUUAACUUGUUUUCAUACAGUUCAGACCCAGUUAUUUCUAUUUUACUCAUCAAAAUAGCACUGAGAUUAAAGGGGUUCAUAUACACAGCUGAGGUAUCACCAUUGUCCAAACUUCUACUCUCUUACAAAUAUGUUUAAUCUCGUUGCAAGUUUGUCUUUUACCAGACUGUUUUGCAGUGUUGUUCCAUAUGCACGUUUUCCUCAUGUGCCAAAUUUCCCCUACACUGUGUUCUGUUUGGUAUGUGGUAUAACCUAAACAUGAAUGGUUAUCAUGGUAGACAAGGUCGUGUGACAUACAUUUAUUUCAGGCUUGCAGGUUGAAUCUUUACAAGUUGUUUUUGGACAAUUAACUAAUAAUACUGUUCUGUUUUUCUAUGAAAGUUGUAUUUUUCUAUAUUUUCUUGGAAAUAAGACACUACCCGUUUUUGGCUAUUGAGACAGGUAAUGCACGAAAUUCGCAGAGUAACAUUUAUAAAAAUGUUAUGUUUACUCUUAAUCUAAUUUAUUUUUUCAAGAUGGCUGUGAAUUAUAAUACUCAAGAUCAAUUUAGAAGAGAACCUACGAAAACAAUGUUUAAUUGCUGUCAAAAACAAGCUUGUAUACAAAUACAUUUAUUUGAUAAUGAGAAUUAUCUACUAAAAUACAAUACAUUUGACUGAUUCUUAGAACUACGAUUCCAAGUGGGCCAUGUAAUAUGAUGGCCUCUAACUGUGGUCACACAAAACACCACUGAAAUGUCCAAAAAUAGCGAUACUCUGGGCAAUUGUGACAGCGCAAUGCAUUCGCUAGUUGCAGUAUUCAUGGUUUACCUUAAUGUGCCGUCUCACUCAAAUUAACACUUUUACGAUUCUCGUCAUCUGAGGAAGUAGUAGUUGAUAUAAGUGUGGUAUUUUGGCGUGGACGUUGGUCGGGGAAGCCAGCCCGCGGUCAUGGAUCCGGAGAUGUGUCCCACUGCAUGAGGCAAAUGGGGGUCACACCAGAUACUAACUGGUUUUCUGAUCCACGCCCCUACUUUUUUUAA
Salvelinus sp. IW2-2015 is the source of this 4948-nucleotide messenger RNA. Lineage: Eukaryota; Metazoa; Chordata; Actinopteri; Salmoniformes; Salmonidae. The record is from RefSeq and is a predicted model, not a curated record.